AUGUGUGGUAAAAAGGCACACAAAGAGGUUGCUGAAGGGGAUAAGAUUAUUGUGUUGCUGCUUGUUAAGGCAGAUUCAUACCAUUUUAUUGCAUUGAAACAAACAAUGGCCUCAGCAUCAGCAACUCUUCUCAAGUCAUCCCCAGUUCUUGACAAGUCUGAGUGGGUUAAAGGCCAAACACUUCGCCAAACUGCAGUGUCUCUUGCAAGAACCAACUCUGCCGCCCCAUCACCAUCAGCACUCACCAUCAGAGCUGGUUCCUAUGCCGAGGAGCUCGUCAAGACCGCGAAAACUAUUGCUUCACCUGGGCGUGGGAUUUUGGCGAUGGAUGAGUCAAAUGCAACCUGUGGGAAGCGUUUGGCCUCAAUUGGGCUAGAGAACACUGAAGCUAACCGCCAAGCAUACCGCACCCUCCUUGUGGCAGCACCAGGCCUUGGUCAGUUCAUCUCCGGUGCCAUUCUCUUUGAAGAAACUCUCUACCAAUCCACCGUUGAUGGCAAGAAAAUUGUUGAUUUACUUAAAGAGCAAAGCAUUGUUCCUGGUAUCAAAGUCGACAAGGGUUUGGUGCCCUUGGCUGGUUCCAAUGAUGAGUCAUGGUGCCAAGGUUUGGAUGGUCUUGCCUCUCGCUCAGCCGCAUACUACCAGCAAGGUGCUCGUUUCGCCAAAUGGCGCACUGUUGUGAGCAUCCCCAAUGGUCCCUCUGCUUUGGCUGUCAAGGAAGCAGCAUGGGGUUUGGCUCGCUAUGCAGCCAUUUCUCAGGACAAUGGCUUGGUUCCAAUUGUGGAGCCAGAGAUCUUGCUUGAUGGUGAACAUGGCAUUGACAGGACUUUUGAGGUAGCGAAAAAGGUUUCUAAUCAAUCUAGUGGUGCCUACCGCUGUAAAACGGAUCAGAUCGGCCCAUUUAGACCUGGUCCACAUAAGGCUGUAUGUUAA
This is a messenger RNA of Arachis ipaensis, 933 nucleotides long. NCBI's taxonomy places the organism in Eukaryota, Viridiplantae, Streptophyta, Magnoliopsida, Fabales, Fabaceae. The record is from RefSeq and is a predicted model, not a curated record.